This is a messenger RNA of Oncorhynchus nerka (sockeye salmon), 5569 nucleotides long. RefSeq names its product pleckstrin homology domain-containing family G member 4B-like. Gene Ontology annotation, molecular function: guanyl-nucleotide exchange factor activity. The record is from RefSeq and is a predicted model, not a curated record. Lineage: Eukaryota; Metazoa; Chordata; Actinopteri; Salmoniformes; Salmonidae.
UGCCCUGCACUACAGGAGAGAGAACGGGAGGGAGAGAGAGGGACAGUAAAGGGGUGAAACUGGCGUGGCUCUGGACAUGCCAGUCCUACAGCAAUGACUCAGCCGUCACCCACUGGAUUUACACUGGAUUUACACUGGAUUUGAUCUUUGGUGCUUUCUUCUUACCUAAAUGUUGUCACUGGAUAAGAUGCACUCCCGAGCCAAGUCCAGGAGCUGUGACAACUACCUGAGCAUUAAGGACUCUGAGUCCCUGGACAGUUGUAUCCAGAGCACCCUGUCUGCGCUGUACCCUCCAUUCAGUGCCACCGCGUCCACCGUCCUGUGGCAGCUAUUCAGCGUGGUGGAGAGACAGUACCGUGGGGACGGACUCCGAUGCCUCAUCGACUUCUUACUUCCUGCCAAGAGGAUCCUGCAGAGCAUCCAACAAGAGACUUGUGUGCGUUUCCACGGCCGGCUGUUCUAUCAUGAGGGUUGGCCCUUCUGCAUCAACGAGAAGGUGGUCUUACAGCUCGCCCCGCUCCAUAAGGUCCGUCUGAAGCAGGGAGACUUCUACCUACAGGUGGUUCCUCUGGGCCGCAAGGCUGCCAAGCUGGUCAUAAAAUGUCUGUCGGCCAGUGGCCAGGCCAUCGCAGAGAUCCCCAUCCCGGAGAGCAUGUACGGCAGCGUCUUCACCGCUGACUUCCUGCAGAAUGUGACGCGCGAGCGCAACCUCCAUCCGCUGCAGAACUGGUUGCUCACCACCGGCACCGUCGUGUUCCGGACGCCGUGGAAGAACGUGGUGAAUCCUCUGUUCGUCAGCAGCACGGCAGACACCAUCAUGCAGACGCGGGGCGACAGCACGGGCUUCCGUGGCCAGCUCAGCGCCUGCAGUACCAGUGGAUCCACGGGGACCCUGGACUCCCACCGCAGUUCCCACGAAUCACUACACUCCCAGGGGGCAGACUCUACCUUCUCAGAGCCUGCUAUCCUGAGCAGGCGGGUACAUGUAAUGGACCCCAGCAGCACUAGUUGCAGGUCCCAACAGGAUCCCAACCCGGGACUUCACCGGAUGGAGAACCACAACCAGAACCACAGCCUGAGAGCAGCUCCUGACUCUCACUCCUGCAGCCCACAGACAGACAGGCUGGCUGGAGAGGGUGGUGGUGGUCCGGGGGAGGGCCAGUGGGAGGGGGAGGAGGGCCAGGGUGGGACCAGAGAGAGGACCAGGACCCUGUCAUUCAGCACCGACCUCAGUAACCCCAACCCUCGCCGGCCCCGCCACGCCAGGGACUCUGUGUCCUUCGAGACCCGGAGACUGUUCCGUAAGUCCUACAUGGAGGCCCUGCAGAACCCCAUGAACCUGGGCUCUAGCUCUGAGUCCAUCCUGGAGGAAGGACCAGAGCACAGUCCUGCAUGCCCAGGUCUCAGCCCCAGAGAAGAUGCCUCAUCUCCAACUUCGACCCCUGGUACCAGCCCCUCCACCCCCACCACCCAGAGAGAGCAGGGGCUCCGUGGGCUCAGGCUAGGGGGGACUAGGGCAUGGCUGGGUGGAGACCCCGACUCCCCCCGACUCUCUCCCAGCAUGCCUCUCCUGUACCUCCAGAGGGGUCUGAGGAACGCUGGGGCCCUGGAGACCCGGGCUGAGAGGCGCUCCAAGUCUCUGGAGAGGACUAACAAGGCAGCCCAGGUCAAAGGGCACCGGGCGCGCUCCUCCUCCGGGGGCUCGGCCAGCAGUGGAGUCUUCUCACCAAAGAAGCUGAUGAACGGAUAUGCCCUGCGCUUCGGACGGCUGGACCUGGAGGCUGCCUUCUCCAGCUCAGACAGGAGGAGCAGUGUUAGAGAGGAGACAGCGAUCCAUGAAGUUGGCACCAGCACUAACCCCAUGCGGCACAGUCAGGAUGGAGCACAGUCACACCAUCACCCCCCCAAACCUUCUAAUGAAGUCCUCAUCCAGCUGGCCCCAGCCCCAGGGUCACCCCCUAACUGUCACCUCCCCAACCUGGUGUCAGAGGUCAACCCAGAACUACUGGCCUCUGGGGCCAUCAUCUUACCUGGUAACAGAGACCUCAGCGGGCGGGCGGUGCUGCAGGUGUGCACGCGGGGGAGGGUGUGGGCUGGGGAGAGCUGCACGGCCAAAGACCUCACCUGUCUUCUGGGUUACUACUAUUCAACGCUCAGGAGCGAGAGGCGUGACCAAGGCCUUACGGUGCUAGUGGACACCAGGAGACAGCAGCCCAGUCCUGCUCUGUUCUCGUCUCUGUCUGGACUGCAGGCUUUAUUACCAAAUGCACUUUACUCCGUCCUGCUACUUGUGGACAAGGAGACAACUAUCAAGCCUGAAAGAGACAUGACUACUGUGCAGACGGAGCUCCUGACGUCCCUGAAGGCUCUGUUGAAGCACAUAGACUCCAGUCAGCUCACUAGAGACCUGGACGGAACAUUCCCCUACGACCACGAUCACUGGGUCGCCUUCAGACAGAAAAUUGAGCCGUUUGCCAGCAGUUGCAGCGUGGCUCUCUCCUCCCUCCGAUCUUCUAUCUCUACGUUGAGCAGCACCAGCAACCUGGACAGUACCAAGGAGGUAUCUGAGGUGCUGGAGCAGCAGAUCUCUCUGAUGAAGUGUGUGUUGGAGGACAUUCUGAACAGACUGAGGCUGGAGGGAGGAACAGUCCUGGCCCGGAUCAGGAAGGACGAGGCCUGUGAGAAUGACAACUCCAGGGAUGCAGUGGACAUGGUGAAUGUCCUUUAUAACCAGGUGGAUGAGGAGGUCCAUAAACUGGUCAUCCUCUCCAACAAGUCCCUGAAACAGCUGGAGAGUCUUCUGGAGGUCCGCAGGUUUGAGGAACAGACAGAGCAGGUCAAAGUAUGGUUCAGUGUGGAAGGAGAGAAGCACCUCACUGCCCUGGACUCUCUUCCUCUCUCUCUGGCUGCGGUCAAAGACAUGAGGCAGAGUUUGGAACAGUUCUUUGAGGAGUCAGUACAGCAGCAGAAGCAGGGUUUACUGCUGGUCAGGCAGUCAGGGGAGUCUCUGCCCAGCUCGGCCUUGCUGGACUUCAAACAACACCUGGGAUCCAUCCUGGGCAGAGUGGAGAGGAGGAAGAACCAGCUAGACAUCCUCACCAACCUCUACGAGUUCUACGGCUCGGCUAACCAGUGGAUGGAGCACUGCCAGGACUACCUCCGGCAGCUGAACCUGGAGAGCAGUGGUGUGAGCCUCCCUCCUGCAGUACUUGAGAUCCUCCAGGACUAUCAGAUGGAGGCCUCCACGUUCUCCCUGGACAACUUCAGCUCCCUCAAUGAUAUGGUCCUGUCCUUGGACAGCCCCCGGCAGACCCAUCAGUGGAACAUCCUGUGGACCAAGUGUCAACAGACCAAGAACCAGCUGGAGAAAACCCUGGCCCAGGCCACAGCAGCAGUUACUGCAGCUUCUGACUCUGCAGCUUCUGACUCUGCAGCCUCUAACUCUGCAGCCUCUAACUCUGCAGCCUCUGACUCUGCAGCCUCUAACUCUGCAGCCUCUAACUCUGCAGCCUCUGACUCUGCAGCCUCUAACUCUGCAGCCUCUGACUCGGCAGCCUCUGACUCUGCAGCCUCUGACUCUGCAGCCUCUAACUCUGCAGCCUCUGACUCUGCAGCCAGAAAUCUAACCAAAGACCCUUCAGAGGCUGCAGACAGACAGGGGGGCUGCACUCACACAGAGCAGCACGGGGCUGUUGGAGGGGAUCGUGUUUUACCUGAGUUGCCCACUCUAGGGUCAAGGAUCAUAGUGUCGUCGCUGGAGUUUGAGGAAGAAACCAAGCCUCACUCCACAGGGCACUUCUCCUCCAACAACAACAAGAGCCCCUCUUCCUGCUCCUUCACCUCCUCCUCCCUCUUCCCCUUCCCCCCCCCAGAGGGAGACCCCCUCCUCCUCAAGCUGCGGCAGAGCCCCUCUCUGUUCGACGACACGGACAGCGACUGCACCAUCGACUCCAUGGGGGCCGCCUCCUGCCACUCGGAGCCUGUCUAUUCGUCCUCUGGGACGCCACUCCACCAGCACCGCCAGCACCGCAAACAGCCGCUCAAGAAGAUCAUGAAGAAGACGCUGAGCUAUGAGCUGCCGGCGGCGCAGGACGGUGGCCACGUUGACACCAGCCACCUGCAUGGCUACACGGGGGUGUACAUCAAGGGCCUGGAGGUGACCAACAACGUGUUGGUGGAGAAGAAGCUGCAGAGGCCUGACGUGGUGAGCCCGGCGCUGGGACGCAGCCGCAGCAUGUCCUCCCCCACCAGACACCCAGAGGGAGAUGGAAAGAAGCAUAGCAGUAAAGUGCAGCACAUCAUGGCUGAGAUGAUCUCCACAGAGAGGGAGUAUGUGCGUUCCCUCAUCUACGUCAUCGAGCACUACUUCCCAGAGAUGGAGCGUCUGGACCUGCCUCAGGAUCUCUGGGGGAAACGCAGCAUUAUCUUUGGCAACAUGGAGAAACUGUGUAACUUCCACUGCCAGUACUUCCUGAAAGAGCUGGAGGCCUCCGCCCACUCUCCCCUGUCCAUCAGCAGCUGCUUCCUCAGACACGAGGAUCAGUUUGGAAUGUACGCUCUCUACAGCAAGAACAAGCCUCAGUCUGACGCUCUACUCACCAGCCACGGGAAUGGAUUCUUUAAGAACAAGCAGUUGGAGCUGGGUGAUAAGAUGGACCUGGCGUCCUACCUGCUGAAGCCCAUCCAGAGGAUGUCUAAGUACGCCCUGCUGCUGAAGGACCUGAUCAAGGAGUGUGGUCAGUCCCAGGAACAGGAGCUCUCUGACCUCCGCACCGCAGAGGAGAUGGUUAAGUUCCAGCUGCGCCACGGCAACGACCUGCUGGCCAUGGACGCCAUCCGAGGAUGUGAUGUGAACCUGAAGGAACAGGGUCAGCUGAGGUGUCAGGAUGAGUUCAUCGUGUGGUGCGGCCGCAGGAAGUACCUCCGUCACGUCUUCCUGUUCGAGGACCUCAUCCUCUUCAGUAAAAGCAAAAAGAUUGAGGGAGGGUACGACCUGUACAUCUACAAGCAGUCCUACAAGACGGCAGAGAUAGGAAUGACAGAGAGCGUGGGCGUUACAGCGGGCUGCGUGGAACCACAGUUCGAGAUCUGGUUCCGAUGUUUGUAUGGAGGAGGAAGUCCCAGGACACGUGUCAUCCUGCAGGCCGGCUCUGGAGAGGUCAAGGCCGUGUGGACAGCCAUCAUCGGAAAGAUCCUCUGGAGGUGGCAGGCGCUGGACGAAACAGGGGUGAGGAACCACGGCCACAGAGGGGAGUCGUUCUCCACAAUGGAAGUGCGCUUGAAAGAGAUGGUUUCCAUGGGGAUUGGCAGCAAGCCUUUCAUGGACAUCAAGCCUAGUGAUGCUGCCAUUAGUGACCGAGCCAUUGAUUACAUCAUGAAGGGGUCAGGUGAUUUGUUGCAUGCCAGAUAUCAAAUGAUGUUGAAGUUAAAGCAGCAGGGGGAGUCAGAGCUGAAGUUAAUGCAGCAGGGGGAGUCAGAGCUGAAGUUAAAGCAGCAGGUGGAGUCAGAGCUGAAGUUAAUGCAGCAGGGGGAGUCAGAGCUGAAGUUAAAGUUGUUUGAUCGUAGCUAG